AUGUCUAGACUCUGCCCCGCCGCCGUGUCCGGACUCUUCCCCGCCGCCGUGUUCGGACACUUCCCCGCCGCCGUGUCCGGCGCCGUCGUCUUCCUGUCGAUCGGCCAUCUCUUCGUCUUGGCCACCCGCGAGCGCCGCAGAUCUAGCACCGCGCAUCUCUCCUACGCCUCGUGCCGCCGUGCAGAUGUCGAUGACUUCUUCGACAGCUGCGACCCAGAUAAGGAGAACCUCUGCCUCUAUGGCCACCCCGACGGGACCUGGGAGGUGUCGCUCCCGGCGGAGGAGGUGCCGCCCGAGCUGCCCGAACCGGCCCUCUGCAUCACUUUCGCCCGCAACAGCAUGAACCGCCGCGACUGGCUCUCCCUCGUCGCCGUCCACUCUGACUUGUGGCUCCUCUUUGUCGCCUUCUUCUUUGGUGCGCCGCUCAGCGCCAACGAACUGUAA
Messenger RNA from Hordeum vulgare subsp. vulgare (domesticated barley), 444 nucleotides. RefSeq names its product PHD finger protein ALFIN-LIKE 2-like. The record is from RefSeq and is a predicted model, not a curated record. The coding region runs from base 1 to 444 and encodes 147 amino acids. Gene Ontology annotation, biological process: regulation of DNA-templated transcription. Lineage: Eukaryota; Viridiplantae; Streptophyta; Magnoliopsida; Poales; Poaceae. Gene Ontology annotation, molecular function: histone binding; transcription cis-regulatory region binding; transcription coregulator activity. The transcript has 3 exons. Gene Ontology annotation, cellular component: nucleus.